This is a messenger RNA of Amphiprion ocellaris (clown anemonefish), 1500 nucleotides long. RefSeq names its product G-protein coupled receptor 15-like. Bases 1 to 930 code for a protein of 309 amino acids. Gene Ontology annotation, cellular component: membrane. NCBI's taxonomy places the organism in Eukaryota, Metazoa, Chordata, Actinopteri, Pomacentridae. Gene Ontology annotation, biological process: G protein-coupled receptor signaling pathway. Gene Ontology annotation, molecular function: G protein-coupled receptor activity. The transcript is spliced from 2 exons. The record is from RefSeq and is a predicted model, not a curated record.
AUGCUGGUCUUGCUGCGGAGCGGCAGGAUGCUCCUUAACGCCACCGUCCCUCUGUCGGUGGAUUUCGACACUCCGGAGGAUUUCCUCAUCUUCAUCUUCCACAUUCUGUUCGCCACUAGCGCUGUGCUGGUCGCCGGCUCGGUGGUCAUCGGGAUUUCCUCCACCCGGUCCCUGCGAGGCCAGAACCGCUUCAUAUUCAUGCUGAACACCAGCAUCAGUGACACUCUGACCGGCUUCUCGGUCUACUACCUGGGCCUGUUCGACGUCAAGGAGGGCUACCCCUCCAGGAACGGGACAUACUACAUCCUUCCGUCAUUUCUAGGUGUAAAUGUGUUAACCUUCCUCUUUGCUCAGUUUGAUCGCUACUUUGCUGUGUGCCAUCCUUUCUUUUACAACCGCUACAUAUCCAGAUCUGUAGUGAUCGGAAUUUGCGCAUUUUGCUGGAUCUACACCUACUUCAUCCUCACGGUGCAGAACAUGGUGCCCAUCUCCAAGGCGGCGCAGAUAAACGCGUUUGGUGUCAUGACUCUGCAGAUUAUAGUUCUCAUUAAAGUGCUUAUGACGGUUAAACUUUACAUUAUAGCCAGGAACCAGCUGGUGAGAGAGGCGCCCAGCGCGGAAAGAGACAACAAGAAGGAGUCGCUGCGCAUCAUUGUGUUUGUGGUGAUUUGUUUCUUGGCUCUGUGGUGUCCCUCCUUUGUUAAUAUCAUUGUCAGACAGUUGACCAGGAAAGGUUUGAGGUUCAGGAAUGAAGCCACCAACCUGUUUGCCAUCAUGGCGCGUCUGAACGCACUGGUCACUCCAGCUGUGUACAUCUGGGGCAGUCCUGCGCUGCGCGGGGCCGUGUGGAGAACAGUGUGGAGGAGGGUCUGUCCGAGGCACAGGGCGAGAAUUGGUUUCAACUUUGCUGGAGUGACAAAGGUAUCAUAAUGAAGCAGCAGGUUAUCAUAAAUACAGCAGACUAAAUCACCAACUGAAAGGGCACUUUUAAAUUCAUGUGAGUCAGGUUUUGAAUGUUUCCUUAAAAAACUGAUCAAAAAGCACUUAGCAGAUUGGGAGGUUUAACCCCUUUUUUUUGCUUGUGAAUUCACCUCUUUCAGAAAAUGUAAAUAUGAUCUGUUAUGAUUUAGAGAGGAGAAGUCAGCUGGCAUUAUUUCUCGAAGUGCCAUUGCCACAAAUUUCGAGGGUAAUCCUUCUGAGACCACGAAUUCUGACACUUUCUUUGGAAAUGAUGAUGUGUUUCCACUUUAAAUACCUCUGUCUGUCUUUUCAUUAAAGCGUUUAACAGAAGAAAAUAAAGUAAUGUGUGUCGAUUUCCUUAUUUUUAUCAAUUGCUUCUGUGGCUUAUUGGAAUAUGGAUUGGGUGCUGUAUUGCAGGUUUCAGAUUAAGUGUUUUGUUUUUGUUUUAUUUAAGUAUUGUAUGUCCAAUAUCUCAACUUGCUUUUCUUUAAUGCGCCUUUUGCACUUUUUGAGACACAUUUUAAGAAUAAAACGAAACAA